This is a messenger RNA of Hydractinia symbiolongicarpus, 921 nucleotides long. RefSeq lists its product as uncharacterized. Lineage: Eukaryota; Metazoa; Cnidaria; Hydrozoa; Anthoathecata; Hydractiniidae. The record is from RefSeq and is a predicted model, not a curated record. The transcript is spliced from 3 exons. The coding region runs from base 196 to 747 and encodes 183 amino acids.
AAGGCAAGGACGAGGUACGACCAAACUUUCUAAUUACCUGUUAGUUUAUGAUAGAUAAAGUCGUACUUAGACCUCCUGCUUAUUUCUUAUACAAUAUAAAAUACAGUUAAAAACGAAGUUGAUACAAAGAAACAAAUAAAUCCCUUUUUGCAAGUGUUUAGGCAACAGAUACAACUAAACUGCGAUUAAACACACAUGAUGUCUUCGUUAAACAGUGAAGAGAAAUUUGAAAAUUAUUUAAAAAAAUAUCAACUAGCUGACGGUAAACGGAUUAAAAGUUCCGUCAUGACACGGGAAGUUGGGGAAAAAAUUGUGGAAGUUUUAAAAUCUGGCGGGGAGAAUGUUGAUAGAAAGUUUAAAUUUUUUGUCAAAAAAAAUAGGUUUCAGAUAUUUCAAUACGAAGCACUUGGAUUAAGAGAUAUCUUAAUAGCUCCAUGCAAGAAUGCGGUUAUAGAUGGUGUAUCGAAAGGUAUACCUGAUGGUUUCGCUCGUGUAGCGUACGUUGAAGACUUUCACAAGAUUAUAGAGGAAAUACAUUGCAAAACAUUAAUACACUCAGGUGUAAAAAAAACACAGGCAAAGAUAUCUUCUUUAUAUUGGGGAAUACCAAGAUGCGUCGUCGAAGAAUUUAUUCGCCUAUGUGCUACAUGUCACUUAAAACAACAUCAAAUUACAUCUCCUCCUUUACAACCAAUUAUAUCAAAUGGUUUUAUGAAGCGUUUACAGGUAAUAGAAAGUGUAGAUUAAUUCAUUCACGAGUGUUCAUAAGAAACACUUUUUUCGUUCAGCCUCAAUGUUUCUUAACUUUACAAAGUUUUUAUCCUUUCAGGUUGAUCUCAUUGACAUGAUGCAUUUGCCUGAUGGUGAUUACAAAUAUAUUUUACAUGCCAUCGACCACUGGAGCAGAUUUAAUUUUGUUGC